Lactuca saligna is the source of this 883-nucleotide messenger RNA. Lineage: Eukaryota; Viridiplantae; Streptophyta; Magnoliopsida; Asterales; Asteraceae. The record is from the annotation of a GenBank genome assembly.
AUGAAACACUGCGACGCCGAACAUAUGAUCAACAUUAUAGUCCAUCACAAAAAUCAAAUGAUGAAGACCAUUCGUACGCUGAAACACAACAUCAAAACAGCAAAAGCCAUUCAAGGAAACCUAGCAAAAACGCUAACACAAACACCACACUUUCUAAACUACGCAGUCUCAGCUAAAAUAUUGGACACCGAAGAUGUUUUCAACACAAAAGCAAACAACGGAGUUGUCGCGUUAGAAGAAGAGAUUAACCAAAGCAUUGCAACACUAAAGAAAAUUCCAGAUAAUAUUCCAAAAGGUUUUAAUUUUGGAAACAUUAUAAAAGAACCGUUAGAAGGAAGUGGGAAGUCAAAAGAAAUUAUCAAAGAUUGUCAGGGUUUUGUUUUGAGGGGAUAUCGUUCACACUGCUUUAUUUUUCUUAUCUUCCACCGAGACCAACGUUUCCUUUCUCUUUCAUUCUCCCGCGUUCGAGAAUACUCUGUGUUUCCCUCUUCGUCUCUUAGGUCAAGAUUCUUCGUGUCUCUCGUCACUACCGGAUUCAUCAUGCUAUUGGGUUGUACCCUUAUGAAUUGUAGUUGUAUGACUUCUGGUUGCGAUGUCAUUUUGUUUCACUGUCAUCAAUCAAGACAAACAGAGUACAUAUCUUCUCUUCUGAUCUCCAGGGAGGUAACAACCAUCGCCCUUUUUGUCCACCAAAACUAGAUGGAUGAUCACAUAUAUGAAAGAAUUGAGAUCUAUUGCGUGAUGAUAUAACAAAGUACAUGAUAUGAUGGUGAAGUCAUCUCAUCUGAUGGUCUGAGAGAAACUAGAGCAAUACUGAAGCAGUCAAGAGCAACUAGAAAUCUGGAAGAAGAAAAAAAAGGCUAAAUGAACAUUUACAAUGGUG